Messenger RNA from Colossoma macropomum (tambaqui), 1635 nucleotides. RefSeq names its product calcyphosine-like b (gene capslb). The record is from RefSeq and is a predicted model, not a curated record. The transcript is spliced from 4 exons. NCBI's taxonomy places the organism in Eukaryota, Metazoa, Chordata, Actinopteri, Characiformes, Serrasalmidae. Gene Ontology annotation, molecular function: calcium ion binding. The coding region runs from base 61 to 690 and encodes 209 amino acids.
UGGCUACAGUGGAACGCUGUGAAGAAGGCCGAGGACCGUUCAGACAGACACGGGGUUAUAAUGGCAGCGACGUCGCGGCACGACCGGGAGAUGGCGAUAAAUGCCAAAAAGCAGCUUGCGGAGACUUCAGACCCUGUGGAGCGGCUGCGGCUGCAGUGUUUAGCCCGAGGAUCCGCGGGGAUUAAGGGUCUGGGCAGAGCUUUCAGGAUCAUGGACGAUGACAACAACCGUAGCCUGGACAUAAAAGAGUUCUUGAAGGGCCUGAAUGACUAUGGUGUUCUCAUGGAGAAAGAAGAGGCCAUGGCUCUUUUUCAGAUCUUUGACAAGGAUGGCAGUGGACAGAUUGACUUUGAUGAGUUUCUCCUCACACUCAGGCCACCCAUGUCCAAUGCGAGGAAGGAGGUGAUAUUACAGGCUUUUAGAAAGCUGGAUAAGACUGGCGAUGGUGUAAUCACAGUUGAAGAUCUGAGAGGAGUGUACAAUGUCAAAAAUCACCCCAAAUAUCAGAACGGGGAAUGGACUGAGGAUCAGAUAUUCCGCAAAUUUUUGGACAGCUUUGACUCUCCUGAUGACAAGGACGGAAAGGUAUGCAAAAAGUACAGAGCAGUAGCUUGUGUAUGUAAUGCAUAUCAUGUGUUUCAUCAGUGUGGGCUGGCAGGAAAAAGCAAUGUGUGUGUGUUUCGCUCUUGAUUCAGUGUGGAGGGAAAUUAUGUAUAGACAACUUUAUGCUGUUACUGAGUUCUUUUUAUCUCUCUACUCUUUUUUACUAUGUGGAAUAUUAAAUGGAACAAACAGUUGUGUGAAGAGUAUUGUUAAUCUGUUUUAUGCAUCAGGUCACAAAAGAAGAGUUUUUGAAUUACUACGCUGGUGUGAGUGCCUCCAUUGACACAGAUGUCUACUUUAUAGUAAUGAUGAAGAAUGCCUGGAAACUUUAACUAAUAUCUUCAAACGUUUGUCUCAGGGUAAAGAGCUUGGAUGGAGCUACUUCAUCCUCUGUAAUCUGACGGGUUCUAAAUGGUCUUCAAACGAAUCAGCAAAUGGACAUCAAAUUCCUAAAGGACCUGCCCUGAUUCCAUCAAAUCAGUUUCUCUGUAGCAUAAAAUUGGUCUCGAAUCAACAUUACACCAUUCAUUCUGCACAAAAGUAACUUCAGCUGCUUCAGAUACAGCACUGAUCCUCUUUUCCCAGUCAGGAAUCAGUGCACCUGACAUCAUAGCUUGUGGUCCUGUUAACAGCAGCAGCUAUAAAACAGCAGUGCUAAAAGACUCCAAGCACUACAAUGUAUAGAACUUAUGUACAGGGAGCCUUUUUGCUAUACUGUGCUGUCUGCACUGAGGAAUUCAGCGAGAAGUCAGAAGAGACCUUGGCACUGUUUUGGAAAUUUCCAAUUUUCUGUUUUCAAUAACAGGCUGGAAAUAGUUUUGAUUGAAUCAGUUGGCAACAAUGACAGUUACAUUCAGAUCUAUGGGAGUUUUAACCCUCAUUCAAUCAACAGGGGUGGUUUUACUACAAUGUUACAAUUACUUAAGGGCAAUACCAUUGAUUUUUUCAAAAUUUCUGCAGAGUUCAAUCGUUGAGCUAUUCGGAGUAGUGUGAUGUGAAAUGAUUCAUUAUAGAGAAAUUUAAAGCUUUAGA